Molecule: messenger RNA, 11516 nt
Organism: Schistosoma bovis
Lineage: Eukaryota; Metazoa; Platyhelminthes; Trematoda; Strigeidida; Schistosomatidae
Source: the annotation of a GenBank genome assembly
AUGAGCGUUAGUAAAAGGAAGUUCACACAACACAUCAUACCCAACCCUCAAACCUCUAAAUACAAAGAUGGUUCGUCAGUGGGAAAUAAUGAACUCGCUGAGCAGAUGUGGUGUUCAUCUAUUUCUAUGCCGAUUGACUACGAGGAAUAUGUUACAAAAAAUAAGGCACUCAUUGUUAAUGACCCAUACCGGGAAACUGUACUUUUUCCUCAAGACGAUUUGAAGGUGAUCAGAAUUCCUCAUAUUCAUCGAACGUUGAGCAAUGUUGUCCCUGAGGCUGCACUUAAACAUGAUUUAUUUACUUCAAAUUCAUUGGCACGCCAUGCAGUAUCGUUUUUUGCUACAACUGAAUGGAGCUAUAUUCAACAACUAUCUUCCAUUUAUUGCGGGAAUUUUCUCUCGCUUCCAUUUAAGAAUGAUAUCGAUGAGUUAGGCGGAAAAUUAUCCCAAUAUUGGUUCUCAAUUGAUCAGUCAUUAUCGAAUAAAGACAGUCUCAAUCAUAUUUCAGAUUCCGAUCAUCUAUCAACUAACAUUGGCUCAAAAAUAAGAACAGCUACAGGAUUUCAAGUUCGUAGUCGUCGGUCAGCCACAAGUGGUCUUAUGAGAACUGGUCAAAGUGUUUGUGAAACAGCUACUUCUAGUUCAGAUUGUCGAUUUGCAGGAAAUUUUCAACCUAAAGAUCAUUUGAAAUUGGAGCGAAUCAACUCAGAUACCAGUUUAAUAAAACGUGGCAGUAAAUCAAAGGAUAUAGAAGAGACUGAUGAAAAAUCAAUCAAUGAUAUUACUACAAAUUUGAGUCUUAGUGGGAAACAGAUUGAAAAUGGAAAGUUUUCAUCUACUUAUUUAGAAUGUCAACUUAUGUUAUGUAAUCGUGAAAAAUAUCAAGAUUAUAUUCGUAUUCUAGAAGGUUUACUUUCUUCUGGUAUAAAUAAAAAUGUUAAUAAAACAAAAUCAUUAUUUAAAAAUUAUAUAACAAACUAUUAUUGUUUAAGACAAAUACAAAUUGAAGAGCUAUGUGAUAAUGAUCGACAAAAAACUUCAUUAGAAUCUAUUGGAAUAAUUCGAAAUUUAUUCGUUGGUCUACAUGUUAUAGCACCUUGUGAUUGGCGUGCAUCAAAAGUGUAUUCAUCAUCUUAUGAAAAUGAAAAUAUUAUAUAUUUAGAUACAAUUGAAUCAGCACGUUCAAUUGGUGAUUAUUGGAUUCGUUUAGAAAGAUUAUUGCCAUCUUCAUCAUCAUCAUCAUUGUCACCGAUACCAUCGUCUUCACCGACAUUAAAUUCUAUCCAACCAUCAUCUAUUAAACAAUCCAAUGAAUUAUCAACACCCAAUAGUUCACUAUUAAAUGAUGAAAUAUUUAUUUAUUUCGAUCCUGGAAUGAGUGAUGCAUUGGAGAAACGACAACUAUGGUUGAAUGCAAUAGAGUUAGCUAUAAAAUUGGAACAUCAUAGACGACGUAUAGGUUAUCAUCAUCAAUCAAAUACACAUUUUCACGAGAAUUCAGACUCCACUGGAAGUAAUAAACUAGAUUUAUUUAACAAAUCUAACGAUACAGAUUCAGUACGCAGUGCCUUACAACGGUAUGCUCAAGAAACCGAAUUAUUUGUAAUACGUCAACGUCAAAAAGAUCGAAUCAAAUUAAUCACAUUGUUCCCAGAAGUUCGAAUAAAUCAACAUAAAAUUAAAAUGUCCUACUCACCACAUGAAAAUAAUAAUGUAAUAGUUAGCAAUUUGAAAGAUUCACCAUUUUCACCAUUUCCUGAACGUACAAUUGAAUUAUGUAAUCGACGAUAUUUAGCUACAUGUUUAUGUUUACAUUCAAAAAUUCAAGCUAAUUUGGAAAUUUCAGGGAAUUCAUCAUCUUCCCAUUUAGAGAAUCCAGAACCAUAUUUUGUUACUAUUUUUCUUGUGGAUGUCAAUGAUGGACGUCGUGUUAGUGAAGAUUUCUAUUGGAAUCCUAAUUCAUCAAUUAUUGAUUCUAUGUUACCAACAGAUCAAUUCAAAAGUUUACCAUGGUAUUCAUCUAAUAAUCAAUAUUCUGAAACAACUAAUGAUAAUCAUCAUCAUCAUCAUCAUUCAAUAUCUAAUCAACCAAAUAUUAUUUCAUCACCUAAUCGAACAACACGUAGACAUGCACCACCACCACCACCACCAAAUAAUAAUCUUAUGUCUCCAUAUGGAACACAAAGUUCUAUUUCAUUAGAUUGUUUGUAUAAGUGUCGUACAGCAUUAUUUUCAAUUCCAUCAUGUUGUCAUGUCAAUAAUUUGUAUAUAGUUGUACGAGUGGAUAAAGUCCUUAGUGGACCAAUGAAUACAGUAAUAGAUAAAUACUUGAAAAAUACUAAUAAUACUAAUGAUAAUAUUAAAACUGGUUCAAGUAUACAAAAAUCAAUGGUGAAUUAUUGUCGUAAUAUUGGUCGUUAUCGUAUGCCAUUUGCAUGGGGUGCAAGAUCUAUAAACAGUACAAAUCGUUUUAUUCAUCUAUUCAAAAUGGAUUCUAAUAAGAUCUCUGAACAAGGAUUAAUUCAAUCUGUACAAAUGUUAUCCCAUUUAUCAAUUGAUUAUAAUACAUAUCAUGAUCGGUAUACAGAUGUAACAAGCAUUAUGACUACUACUAAUAAUGAUAAUAGUAGUAUAAAUGAAAGUAAUCAUUAUCAUAUACCAGAAUCUAUAAAUCAUAUGUUAAAAAUAGACUUAAAUAAAUCAAAAUCAUCAAAAUUGAUUAAUAAUAAUAGUUCUUUACUAAAAGAUGUUACAACUUAUUUAACCGAACAAGAUCGACUCUUUAUUGAAACAAUUGAACGUUCUCUUAAAACUCAAAUGUUACCUUUACGAUUUGAAUUCGUGAUGAGUGAACUAAUUGAUCAUACUAUUGAUCCUAAUGCAAAACCUUUAUCACGAGUUAUUGCUUCAAAUCUGGAAACAUACACACCGAAUGUGACAGCUAAUAAUUCUCAUAAUUUCUAUAUACCAUCAACACAUCCACCGCUUAUGUCAGAUGAAAUUAUACGUGAAGUUGAAAAUCUAUUUGAUUUUUAUUCAACUCUAUCAGGAACAUCGUAUAAUGAUGAUUAUGGAAUUAAUAAUCCAGAUGAUUCUAAUACUCCUUCUCGUACUGGAAGUCUUCAAAGAGGUAGUUCUCGAAUGAAUUCACUUAAUAACAAAAAUAAUAAUAAUAAUAAUUAUAGAGAUUCUAUUCUAUCAACUAAUAGUGUAAAUAGUACAACUAGUUCACUUAUUAUUACAAAUGAUUUACCAAAAUUAUUAAAUAACACACUACAAAAUCAAACAAAUUCAAUUGAACAAUCUGUUAUUCAAUUUGAACAUGGAACAAGUACACAAUGUUCAACUAUUAAAUUAUUACCAUUCACUUCAUUUUUUAAUACAUUAUAUGUAUGUCCAAAAUCAUUGAAUAUGUCAGGGAAACAUAAUUUUCCAAGGGCUCGGAAUUUAUCAUGUUUCAUUGAAUUACGAAGUAAUGAUAAUUUGGAUAAUUCCACUGCGUUAAAGGUGUUUUACACUCGUCCAAGUAUUCGUCAACCAAUAUUUGAUUCAUGGUUUAAUACUGCUGUAAUAUAUCAUGAUAAUUAUCCGAAUUUCAGUGAACAAGCUAAAAUCUGUUUACCAUUAAAUUUAACUUCAAAACAUCAUUUACUAUUUCGUUUUUAUCAUGUAAGCUGUGAGACGGCUUCAACAAAUUUAUUAACUUCCAAAGAGAAAUCUAAUAGUAAUAAUACUAAUAAUAAUAAUAGUAGUGGUAGUAGUAAUAAUAAAAAACCUGUUGAAUCAAGUACAGGCUAUUCAUGGAUUCCAAUACUUGGAACAGAUGGAAAUUUAAAUGUUGGCACAUUUCAACUUCGUAUUGCAUCAACUAUUCAUCCGGGUUAUUUACAACAAUCAACUAUACAAAACUUUCGUCAUUCAAAUCUAAAUGACACUAGUGGUGGAAUUAGCUUGCCAUUCAAUAUCGGCAAUACAAACUCUACGAAUAAUAAUAAUAAUAAUAGUGGUAAUUCCAAUGAUUUCACUUGGAUUGAUAAUGGGAAAUAUUUAUUUAAAGUUGAUCUGAAACCUUUAUCAUCUAUAUAUACACAUGAUCCAAUAUUGUCAAAAUUCUUUCGUGUUUGUAGUGAUCUACUACCACGGAUGUUGUACUUAUCAUCUACGAAAACAAAUAAUGCAGAUAAACAGAAGCAAAAUCAUGUUACAUUUCGUGAUGAUACUGUUGUAAUACAAUCUAAUAAUAUUGAUUCAUCAUCAUCAUCAUUAUCAUCUUCAUCUUCAAAACGUAUCAGUAUUACAGGGGGUAAUAUUUCUAGUAACAGUAUAUUACAUAAUGCAACAUCAAUUCAUUUACAUUUAUGUAAUGCUAUGAAAGCAUUAUUAUUGAUUAGUCCAACUGCAUUAGUACAAUUUCUACCAGUUAUUCUUAAUCAAUUUAUGGAGAUCAUUAUUCUUAGUGCUGAAACAAGUGAAAAAUGUUUUCAACAACAACAACAACAACAGCAGCAGCAGCAACAGCAAAUAGCUCAACUAUCAGAUUCAAUCAACAAAGAUCUUAGUAAUACUGCUGAUACUUCGGAAUAUUUAUGGUUUAGAAGUUUAAAAAAUAAUUAUAAUAAUAUGAUUAGUACAAAUACAACAAAUUAUACUACUACUACUACUACUACCACUACUAUUACUAGUAGUAAUAAUAGUACACCGGAUGAUGUAUUGAGAACAGCUAUUAGUACAUUAGCUAUGCUUGUCUCUGAAUUGAAUGCACAAAUUCCAAAUGAUAAUUGUUAUUAUCCAAUCAAGUCAACAAAUGAUACAGCUUAUUUAGAUAGUGCAGUCGAUUCAAACAUAUCAAGUGGUGAACGUGUAAAGCACAAUUUAUUGAAAACUUAUGUAGAGUUUGUAUUCAAUCCUGAUCAUUUGUUAACAACAUGUAUAAAUCAUUAUUUAAAUGAGAAUCAACAAAUCAAUAAUGAUCCAAGAAAAGAAGAAAAAGAAGGGAUACAACUCAAUGAAUUAAUACAUCAUAAAAGAUCAAAUCGUUCACCUCCACCAUCAUCAUCAUCAUCAUCACCAACCAUAACAACAACAACAACAACAACAAGAUCUAAUAAAUUAUCAAUAUCACAAUUGACAAUUCAUCAAUAUUUUCCUUUAUCCUCAUUACAUCAUUCUAUUAUUCGUGGUUUAAUUCUACUUUUAUCUGAUAUUCAUUGUCCAAAUAAUAUAUUAAUACAUUUAUUUAAUAAUAUUUGGUUAUUAUUAACAUUAAUAAUUAAAUCAAUGACACAAUAUUUAUGUAUUAGUAAGAAAAUAUGGGCCGAACGAUCAGGUGAAACACGUUUUUCAUCAUUAUUCUGUGAAGAUUUAACUGUAUUUAUUCAAUUGAUUGGAUCACGUUUAUUAUCUACAUCUCUUGGUACUACAAAAACCACAUCAAUAACAUGUAAUCAAUCUAAUAAAACAGAUGAAUUAGAUACUACCACUUAUAAUCAAGUUAUUACAUCACUUAAUGGAUCAUUAACAAAAAUGGAACCAUUUAAUUCUCUAACAAAUUCACAAGCAAGUAAAUAUAUUAAUCAAUCAUUAACACGAAAAACUUCACCUCGUUCUGAAUCUAUUCAACUUAAACAAUAUUCUAACAGUGUUAAAUCUAAUCCACAUCAUAUCAAUAAUAAUGUAAUUGAUUUUAAUGGAAUUGAUGUAAUCUCAGCAAUUGGACAAUUUUUAUGUCAUUUAUUCAAUUUAAUGGAUAGAGGUUAUGUUUUUAAACGUGUUCGUGAUUUGUUAAUGUUCCUUGAAAUAUCACCAAGAAUGUCCGCUGAUAAAAUUGAUCAAUUAAAUGAAUUACGAUUUGAAUUAUUACGUUCUAUUUGUGAACAUGAACAUUUUAUUCCAUUGAAUUUACCCAUGUUAAAUAUAUCUGAUGGUUUAACUGAACAAUAUUCUGUUAGCAGACUGUAUACUGUAAAUAUUGAGCAUAGUCAAGAUGUUGGUCUUGAAUUAUCGUUAACUGAUCAAUUUUGUCAACAACAUUUUCCAAUUGGAAUUCUAUUGAAUCAACUUAGUUGUUUAUUAUCUGGUUGUAUAAAUACUGGAAGUUGGGCAAUCCUUAAAUCAACAUCAAGUCAACAUUAUAAACAACCUAUUACAAUAUUACGUAAUCUAUUAAUUAAACAUACACUUGAUCCACGUUAUCGUAAUUCUAAAGUAAUUCAAGCUAGAAUUUGUACAUUAUAUCUUCCAUUGAUUCGUUUAGUGUUGGAUCAUUGGGAUUCAUUUGGACCUCCAGGUGGUGCUCUACAAACAGCUGUUGUUGCAGCUGCAGUACGUCGAGAUUAUGAAGAAUCUUUACAACUGACUGAUGGUCAUAGUAAUUCUAGUACAUUGAAUACAUCUCGUCGUCAACAUUCUAUUGAUAAAUCAAAUAAAUUAAAUAAAUCCAAUAUUCCAGGUAAUAUAACUAAUCAUAUUAACAGUAUAUCAAAUUAUCGACCACAAAGUAUGCUUAGUGAUUAUUCAUUAGAAACAAUUAAUAAUAACAAUCAAUCACGACAACAACAACAACAACAGAACACCAUGAAUUCUGACAAUGGAUCAUAUGAUUCUUAUUUAUCCAUAACUAGUAGUAGUCAUUCAUUUUCACAGACUGGUAGUAGUGGUAGAAAAUCUUCUCUAUCAAGUGAUCAAAGUGAUGGUCGGUCAACAAACAGCGGUUCUGCAACUGGCGCUUCUACUACUGCUACUACUACUACUACUACUGCUGCUAAUGCUGCUUAUUUAACUAAAGAUGGCAAAGUACAAAAGCAUAUAUUAGAUCAAAUUGCUGGAGUUAAUCAAGGUGGCGCUCUGCAACGUGUACAAAGAAUACGUCAUCAAGACACUUCAUCUAUACCGCCACCAUCAACAACAAUUAUCACGUCGUCCAUUGAAUCUAAUGUACCAUCGAUAAUAUCUAAUCAAUGUCCACGUUCUCAUUCAAUUCAUUCUGUGGAUAGUGCACAAAGUGGAAAUUGUGUUUUGUCAAGUCAUACAAGUAGUAGUACACUGACAUUAACUGGUCCCGAUGUGGAUAAUAAUAAUAAUAAAGAUCAUAUAAAUGGUCUAAAUGGAGGUAAUCAUAUCGAUGAGAAUGAUGGCAUUAAUAAUUUAACAAGUGAUUACAAGAAUAAUGAAAUUAACCAGAAUCACAAUGAACUAAAUAACGAUCAAGAUUGGGCAAAACAAGUUCUUACAUUAGCUGGUAUUUAUACAGAUCGUAUUAAUGAUGUAAAAUCAAUGAGUUCAGUGAGUCCACAAUCUGUUAUAUCUAAUCCUUCUAUUGGAAUUCCAUUAGAAAUGAAUGUUUCAGAGAUGGAAAAUUCCGACAAUGUUCAUCAACAUUCUCAUUCUUAUAAUCAUUUACCAUUUUAUCAAAAUAUACGAUCUAAUCAUCAAAAGAUAUUUAUUCCUGAAUUAUUAUUAAUUAAACAACCUAUUAUACGUUCACAUAUUCAUCGUCGUCCAUAUGAAUUAAAUAAUAUCGAUGCACCACGUCGUUUAACUGAUAAUUGUCAACGUGAUUUAUAUAUUUGUAUAUUACAUAUUAUGUCUACUAUAACAUUAGUACAUUUAAAAUGUUUAUUUCAUAGUUUUACUAUACAAGAAAGAUUACAUUUUUUGAAUAUAUUAAAAUUUUCUAUUCAACAUCUACGUUAUCGUGGUAAACAUUGUAUUCAACAAUAUGAACACAUAAGUCACAGUAGUGUUGGACGAACUGGUGGUACUGGUCAUCUCCUUCAUAUGAGCAAUGCACUAGCUAGUAAUGCUGCUUCUCGUAAAAAGAGUAAACAUUUACAAAGUGAUCUGUUAACUAAAAAUGUUAAUGAACUAACCCCUGAAGAAGGACAUGAUAAUAUACCAAAAAUGAAAGUUUUAUUAAAAGCGAAUUUGGCAACUGAAUCAAGCUUAAUCAUCUUAGAUUUGUUGAGUACGUUUACAACAGUUUUUAAAUCAGAAUUGAAUCUAUGUAAACCAAAUGAUCCAGUAUUUUGUUCAAUAAUUGAAACGUACAUAUGUAUAUUAUCUAAUAAUCCAUCGGAUUAUGUAAUACGUCAUACAUUUUCUGCAUUACGUGUAUUUAUUAAUCAAAAUUCACAGACUCUCUUCUCUGAAUCAACCGAUAUUCUAAGCAUGCUUUGUUUAGCUGGUUUAAGAUGUUCUAAUCAAUGUUUUCUUUCAUUAUCAUCGGUUAUCUCUUCUCCAUCAUUAUCAGUUUCAUCAAUACCACCACCACCACCACCACGAACAACAACAACAACUGCAUGCCCUGUCUCCAACUCGACUGAUUCCAAUACUAAAAAUUCUCAAAUAUCAUUUCUAACUAAUAAUAUUAAUACAACGUCGUCUGACACAACAGCAUCUAUUAAGUAUAAACCUCCAAUACUAUCUAGAUUGAAAAAUAUUGAAAUUAAUGAUACAAAUCAGAUUAUAUCAAAUACUAGCCAUUUUAAUCAUAAUAAUGAUUAUGAUAAUAGUAAUAUGAAUAAUCAAGCAUUGAUAAGUAGACUUUGUCUAGAUGCAUGCGGUUUCUUAUAUCGUUUAUGGAAGUGUAGUUUUGAAACACAUCAACAAGUUGGAUUUCAUCGUGUACAUUUACAGACAAUUAUUGCUAUAUCAAAACUUGUAAGUGAACUAAGUCCCGGUUUUGAAGCAAGUUUAAGUCUUUUGCAUAGUUUAGCACAAACUGAUAUGCAAAGAAUUUCAGAAUCAACUUCAACAAAGUCAUUAACUACAACAGUAACAACAACAUCGUCGUCAUCAUCUGGGAAGUUGUUUUGGACUGAUUCAAAUAUUCGUUUAUUCUUAGAUGAUAUUGACGAUUUAAUUCAUCGUAUAUUAACUGUAUUAACUGCUACUGCUGAAAUGCGUCGACAUUGUGAUGACCCUGAGCGUAUAGUUGACUUACAGUAUGCACUAGCUAAAUCGUACAGUAGUAAUCCAGCAUUAAGACGUACAUGGUUAGAAGAAUUAGUCAAAUUACAUAUGAAUUCAAGAAGUUUCACAGAAUUAGCUAUGACUAAAUUACAUAUUGCUGCAUUAAUGGCUGAAUAUUUAAAAUGUAAAGGUAUUUUAGAUUGUGAAUUUCCUCAAGGAUGUAAUGGAUUUAAAACAAUUUCAUCGAAUAUUUGCAUAGAAGAAAAUGGAUUAAAAACCGAUUCUACAGGAUUAGAAAUUUCUUAUACACAAGAGAAUUUAUUAACCGAUCUAAAUGAAGCUGCAUUAGCCUUAGAAUCUGCUGGAUUAUAUGAAUGUAUACAACCUGUAUAUAAUUUAAUUUUACCAGUAUAUGAAUCUAAAUGUCAAUAUAUGAAUUUAGCUCAAAUUUAUCAUCAUAUUGGUCGAACUUAUGAAGCAAUAAAUCGAAUUGAAUCUUAUGGACAUCGAUUAUUUGCCGCAUAUUAUCGUGUUACAUUUCAUGGUCAAUUAUUUGAAUCAAUGGCUGGUAAAUCAUUUAUAUAUCGUUCAAAUCCAUGUCAAAAAUUAAAUGAAAAAUGUGAUGAAUUAUUACAAUUAUAUCGUCAUAAAUAUGGUGAACAAUCAGUGGAAUUAUUAACUGAUAAUUUUAUUAAUCGAUCAAUAUUAGAUCCAAUGAAAGCUUAUGUUCAAAUUACUUAUGUUGAACCAUAUAAAGAAAUAAAAGAUUCUGAUAAAAAACCAUUAAGAUCUUAUGAAAAACAUCAUGAUGUACGACAAUUUAUGUUUGAAGCACCAUUUCUAAGACAACCAGGUUUAUCGACGGAAGAAUGCCUAUUAGCACCAGGUCCAAAACAAAGUGAUGAUUUAACUAUUCAAUGGAAACGUCGUACAAUAUUAACUACUGAAGCAACAUUCCCGCAUAUACGUCGUCGACUUGAAAUUAUACAAGUAACAGAGAUUGAUUUCACUCCAAUCGAUUCAGCGAUAGAUGCUAUACAAUGUAAAAAUCAGGAAUUAAUGAGCCAUGUAAUAACUCUACGUAAUAAUUUGACCAUUUACCAUUAUUCAGCUAAUCCAACAUUGAAUGAAGAUAAACGUAUCUCUAUCAAUAUGCUUAAUUUACAUUCACCUAUUGUAAUAACAAAUACUUCUUCAAACAUUCCUAAUGUCAUAACAUCAACAACAACAACUACUACUACUAAUACUACUAAUACUAUAAAUAGUAGUAUUAAUGGAAAUCAUUCAAAAAUAUCUACUUAUAAAAUACCAUUAUUAAUGGAUAUGCAAUUACAAGGUGCAUUAUUACCUACAGUGAAUGCUGGUCCAAUGGCUUAUGCUCAAGCAUUUUUAAAACUGGAAAAUCAAUCAUUUUAUCCUAUCAGUAAAGUUAAUCGAUUGAAAGAGUUAUUUUUUGAUUUCUUAUCAACUUGUCUGGUACUUCUUACAUAUUAUUACAAUCUAAUGUCAAGUGUACAUGAAGCAAAAUAUCGUGCUAUGCGUGAUGCAUUAGAUCGUUAUCGAGUUGAUUUAAGUAAUUUAUUAAAAGAAGAAAUUAUUGUUAAUGAAAAAGAAUUAAGAAUUGGACCGAAAUCUUCAUCCUCUUCAUCAUCAUCUCCAACAACAUCGUCUUCAUUCACAAUGAAUCAUAAUCAUUGAAUUAAGCAACUACAUUAAACUCGAUUUCGUUUUUUGGUCAUCUCUCUCUCUUUCAUCUUUAUCCCAUGAAUAGUAUAUUUGUGUAUACAGUGAUAGGGUCAUUGUUCCAUUAGCGUUUUUUUUUUUGUGUGUGUGGAGCAAAUGAGUUUUCUACGGGAUAGAGUUGCUAACCCUUCCCUCUUUUUAUCCAAACUUGAAAUCGGUAUGAACUCGAGAAGAACUACACAGAUAGAGUUACAUUAUUCAUUAAUCCAACUUAAUUCUAUUCAAUAAUCAUCUGUAUUAUCGGUUUACAUUUCUUAUCAUAUAAAUUCAAUAAAUAAAAAAAAUAAACAUUCCAAUUAUAAUUCACAUAUCGUUUUAAUAUGUAUACACAUAAUGGUGCAUACUACUGAUAUCUAUCGACAUAUAUGAGUAGUAUAUUAACACUAAACAGAAAUAGCUUGUUUAAUCUGGAAAUUGUAUUGUUCUUCAUUGUACCUAGUAACAAAUGAUAGGAGUCUUUUCUUUUUGAAUGCUCUACUGAAUACCUUUAUUGUUUUUUUUGAAAACACACAAUGUAUUAUGUAACUUGAAUCAAAUGCAUUUCUAUGUCAGUUAUUUUGAUCCCUUCUCCUACUUUCUCUUCUUCUUCUUCUGAUUAUUAUGAUCAAUCAUAAUAUUGUACACUAUUUACUUUCACAUAAUAGAUGUGGAUGGAUAGUUUGUUGUUUUUUUUCUGUUACCAAAUUGUAUGUAUUAUGGAUAAUUAUUUUGUAAAAUAAUGAUAUAAUAUAGUAAUGAUUAUACUAUGUAUAUAUAUAUACAAUUAUGAUUAUAGAGUUGAUAGACUUGUUGCCAAGGAAACAGUGUGAAUGUUUACUUAUAUGAUAAAUCUUGCUAAUUGAAUACUAAUAUUUAGUUCCUAA